Huiozyma naganishii CBS 8797 is the source of this 1191-nucleotide messenger RNA. RefSeq names its product mannosyltransferase complex subunit MNN9 (gene MNN9). Gene Ontology annotation, biological process: protein N-linked glycosylation; cell wall mannoprotein biosynthetic process. The transcript has a single exon. Lineage: Eukaryota; Fungi; Ascomycota; Saccharomycetes; Saccharomycetales; Saccharomycetaceae. Gene Ontology annotation, cellular component: mannan polymerase complex. Gene Ontology annotation, molecular function: alpha-1,6-mannosyltransferase activity. The coding region runs from base 1 to 1191 and encodes 396 amino acids. The record is from RefSeq and is a predicted model, not a curated record.
AUGGUGUCUCUUGGGCUGUUUUUGUACCGGGUGCGGAAGCACCCCCUCGUGGCCAUCAUGGUGCCAGCGGCCACGCUGAUCUUUGUCAUUUUGCUGCUGGUCAACAGGGACAGGAACAUCCUGGGGAUUGACGCGUCCAGUUUGGUCAAUCACAAGUGGGCACAUGAGCUGGAGAAGACGUGGUACUUUCCCUUCACGAAAAACUUCAAGAUGCCGAAGUACUCAUACAAGGAGCAGCACAACUGGCUGUUCAACGACCAUGUGGACGACAUCAUCCCGGAGAACCACAUCGCACACUACGACUUGAACAAGUUACACUCGACGAAGCAGGCCGCGGUUAACAAGGAGCGCGUGUUGAUCUUGACGCCGAUGCAAACCUUCCACGAGCAGUACUGGGAUAACAUCUUGCACAUGACGUACCCGCGGGAGUUGAUCGAGUUGGGGUUCAUCGCGCCACGGACGCCGACUGGUGACGCGGCGUUGAAGAAACUUGAGGCCGCCAUCAAGAAGAUCCAAUCGGGCAAGAAGAACGAGCGGUUUGCCAAGAUCAUCAUCCUGAGACAGGAGUCGCAGAGUUUCGAUAUGUUGGCGGAGAAGGAUAGGCAUGCGCUUGCGGUUCAGAAGCAGCGGCGGUCCGCGAUGGCGCUUGCGAGAAACGAGCUUCUGUUCUCCACGCUGGGCCCACACACGUCGUGGGUCCUUUGGUUGGAUGCGGACAUUGUUGAGACACCACCAACGGUGAUUCAGGACCUGGCCGCACACGACAAGCCCGUGCUUGCUGCGAACGUGUACCAGAGGUUCUUUAACGACGAAUUGAGCAAGGCAGAUAUCAGACCAUACGACUUCAACAACUGGCAAGAGAGUGAGACGGGGCUUGAGUUGGCAAACUCGCUGCCGGCAGAUGAGAUUAUCGUCGAAGGGUACGCGGAGAUGGCGACAUUCCGGCCACUGAUGGCACACUUCUUCGACGAAUCCAAGCCUGUGUCCGAGGAGAUGGCGCUGGAUGGUGUAGGUGGCGGGUGUACGUUGGUCAAAGCGGAGGUUCACCGUGACGGUGCCAUGUUCCCCAAUUUCCCCUUCUACCACCUCAUCGAGACGGAAGGGUUUGCCAAGAUGGCGAAGAGACUGGGCUACGAGGUGUUUGGACUGCCAAACUACUUAGUAUACCAUAUCGAGGAGUUCAAUAAAUAG